GUCCGGCGUCCACACCACACCCCCGCCCCGCGUCUCCGGCUUGCCAACAGACAGAGCGCCUGCACGGCUGCACUGCACCGCGCGCUACUGCAGCCUCGUCUCGUCAGGCCACGCCCGCUCGGGGAUGGCGACCGUCCCAAACCCCAAGACGACCAGGGCCAGGAGGGAGCCGGCGCUGCGUCCCCGAAGCAACAACGUCGCGGCGGCUCCGGCUCCGGCUCCGGCCGUGGCGAGCGUCAGGCGCGGGCCGGCGGCAUCCGCCGAGAAGGAGAACCAGCCGCCCAAGAGCCUCGGCCACGGGAAGGCGGCGGCUGCGGCGACGGCCGCCGAGCCGCCGAAGCCCGCGGAGCCGGCGCCGGUUGUAGCGCCACCUCCGCCGCCGCUGAGGCCGUCGUCGCUGCAGCUCCGCAUGAAGGACGAGGCGGCGGCGGCGGCGCUGCCCGCGUUCGUCGUCGGGCCCAGGGGCAGGGAGCUGCUCCCGCCGCCGUCCUCCAACUACGAGGCGUGGGACCUCUCCGACAGCGAGUCCGCGCCGGCCUCCUCCUGGGCCACGCUCCCCAACAGGGCGCUGCUGUGCCGGCCUCUGCCUCAGGACGUCGGACGGUGCACGUGCGUCAUCGCCAGGGAGGCGGCCACCGGCGCCAGAGGCGUCGCGCUCUACUCCCUCUAUACCAAUGAGGGGCAGGGGCGGCAGGACCGCAAGCUGGCGGUGGCGCGGCACCGGAGGAGGAGGGGCAGGUCCGAGUUCGUCGUGGCGCAGAACCAGGACGGCAUCUUCUGCACCGCCGACACCAGCUUCCUCGGCGCGGUGCGCGCCAACCUGGUCGGAUCCAAGUACCGAAUCUGGGGCCAGGGUGACGAGCUCAAGAACCAGUCGAAGCGGCUCCUUGCCGUUGUCGCGUUUGCCCCCACCAUCACCACGCUCACCGGGAGUUUCAGGAGCUUGAGGGCAUGGAUCCCCAAGAACCAGUCCAUGCAGCUCAAGGCAAACAGUUCUGCUCAGAUCCAGCAUGUCAGUGGGCUCCCAAAGGAUUGGCAGGAGAAGAAGAGCAGAGCUGACCAGUUGUGCUCAAGAGCCCCGUUCUACAACCAUAUGACAAAGCGCUACGAACUGGACUUCAGAGAAAGGGCAGGAAGGAUGGGGUACAAGGUGCAAACAUCGGUCAAGAAUUUUCAGAUGACUUUGGAGGAAAAUGGGAGGCAGACGGUGUUGCAGCUUGGUAGGGUUGGCAAAUCCAAGUACAUAAUGGACUUUAGAUACCCGCUGACCGGCUACCAAGCGUUCUGCAUCUGCCUGGCAUCGAUCGACGCGAAGUUGUGCUGCACCCUGUGAAAUAGGGAGCCGUUCGAGGAAGAAGUGUUUGUUUGUUAUGCUGCACUCUGUACUUGCAGCUUCUCCCCUUGAGAAGGCAAUUGAAUAAUAGACCAUGCUAUAAUGUGCGAUUAUCCUUUUGCAACUUCUGUUGCUUAAUCGGUCAAGCAGUAUUUACCAUACUUGAGGACAGCGUGUCGCAAACACAUCGUCAGUUUGUAAUCCCCCUUUUACACUGACGAAAGCACCGAUGGGAAGGCACACCUGUAGCAUUUCUAUACUGAAUGUAAGGCAACAUGUAACAUUGCACAGAUAAACCAAUUCAAAUGACUGUCAGCUCCAUAUCAACUCUGAGUAGUCCACUCGGAACUUCCAAUCUUGGUCAAUGUGGCUCAGAUGUUGACG
Messenger RNA from Zea mays, 1717 nucleotides. RefSeq lists its product as uncharacterized. The coding region runs from base 125 to 1333 and encodes 402 amino acids. Lineage: Eukaryota; Viridiplantae; Streptophyta; Magnoliopsida; Poales; Poaceae. The transcript is spliced from 9 exons. The record is from RefSeq and is marked provisional.